Messenger RNA from Lacerta agilis (Sand lizard), 1399 nucleotides. RefSeq names its product G protein-coupled receptor 68 (gene GPR68). Gene Ontology annotation, molecular function: G protein-coupled receptor activity. NCBI's taxonomy places the organism in Eukaryota, Metazoa, Chordata, Lepidosauria, Squamata, Lacertidae. The transcript has a single exon. Gene Ontology annotation, biological process: G protein-coupled receptor signaling pathway; cellular response to pH. The record is from RefSeq and is a predicted model, not a curated record. The coding region runs from base 184 to 1284 and encodes 366 amino acids. Gene Ontology annotation, cellular component: membrane.
CAAUAUUCUAGGCAUUAUUGUUGGUGCAUUUCAUUCAAAGAAUGUUAUUGUGCUUUGUUUCCCCCCAUACAGGUGUUCACAAGUAGUGACACAGGUAUGAAGAAAAUGUAGAAAGAAUGAAAUGACAGACGAUUAAAAUUAUGCCUGCCUUGCUGGGGCUUACGUGGUCACUCUCUGCAGAAGAUGGAUAACUUUUCUGAGGACAUCGCAAACAAUAAUACUCUGAAUUGCACAAUUGAUCACUCCAUACACCAGACAUUAUCACCUGUGAUAUAUGUCCUUGUCUUUGUAGUAGGACUCCCAGCCAACUGUCUCUCGUUGUACUAUGCCUACUUGCAGGUGAAGGUCAAGAAUGAGUUGGGGAUCUACCUUUGCAAUUUGACCAUAGCAGACCUGCUUUACAUCUUCUCCCUGCCCUUUUGGCUCCAGUAUGUUUUACAGCAUGACAACUGGACCUAUGAUGAACUCUUAUGCAAAAUUUGUGGCAUUCUCUUGUAUGAAAAUAUUUACAUCAGUGUUGCCUUCCUCUGCUGCAUCUCAAUUGACCGUUACCUGGCUGUGGUGCACCCUUUUCGCUUCCAUCAGUAUCGGACAAUGAAGGCUGCCAUGGUGGUGAGCGUUGCCAUCUGGACCAAGGAAAUUCUGACCUCCUGCCUUCUUUUUACACACGGUGAAGUGACUAAGGACUCGGAGAGCCAUGUGGUGUGCUUUGAACAUUAUCCCAUCAAAACAUGGGAACACAACAUCAAUUAUUACCGUUUCACGGCUGGUUUCCUAUUUCCUUUUUCUCUGCUCAUUUUUUCUUACUAUGGCAUUCUGCGAGUUGUCCGCAAGAGCCAUGGCACACAAAAGAAGAAGAAGAUUCAAAUUAAACGUCUGGUGUCGAGCACAAUUAUCAUUUUCUUGGUGUGCUUCGGACCAUAUCACGUUCUAUUGUUGAUACGCAGCAUAUUUGAAAACAGCUGUGAAUUUGCUGCCAGAAUCUUUAACUUGUACCACAUUACACUUUUGUUGACUACUUUUAAUUGUGUUGCAGACCCAAUAUUGUACUGCUUUUCAAGUGAGAGUACCUAUCAGGAUUUUGUAAAAUUAGGGGACACUUGUUUAAAGUGCCUAAGAUGUAUACAGACAGAAACCAAGGAAUCCUACGCACUGAGUACUCCAGAAACAGUAAAAAAAAUCCGGGAGCAGGCUGAGGUGGACCCAGAGUUGUUAACUAAGUUACAUGCUCAUGAAGUGGAAGAAACAUCUAUCAGCACUUUUCCAAAAGAAGGAGUGAUCUAACGUCUCCGUACAUUUGCUCACUUCCCUUUUUGGAGUAUAGAUGUAUAGGAAUUAUUAUAUCUUGCAAAGAGGGACAAUAGUUCAAAAAGGCAAUCAACUGCACUAUGCGGAUGUU